Messenger RNA from Mustela lutreola (European mink), 1909 nucleotides. RefSeq names its product eEF1A lysine and N-terminal methyltransferase-like. The coding region runs from base 278 to 1858 and encodes 526 amino acids. The transcript is spliced from 5 exons. The record is from RefSeq and is a predicted model, not a curated record. Lineage: Eukaryota; Metazoa; Chordata; Mammalia; Carnivora; Mustelidae.
GCCCGCGGUGAGCGAGUGUGAGGGGCUCGGCACGUGGGGCUGGGGCUGGUGCUGGGAGCCGGGAGCCGGGAGCGCGGGUGACCGUGGUUCGGGUUCCGUGUCCCGCGCGUGGGGCCUGCGUGUCCGCGUCACCCCUCUGGGUUCGAGCGGCGGCUCAGUCCGUGCGGGCCGAAUUCCGACGCCGGGCGGCGGGCGCGGGCGCGUGUGCAGGCGCAGCCCAUGGUCCCUCAGCGGGCGAGCCGGAGCGUGGCGGAGACGCGGCGCGGACGGUGACAGCAUGAACCUCCUACCCAAGAGCUCCCGGGAGUUCGGCUCCGCGGAGUACUGGGAGAAGUUCUUCCAGCAGCGGGGGAAGCGGGCUUUCGAGUGGUACGGAAGCUACCUGGAGCUGUGCGGGGUGCUGCACAAGUACAUGAAGCCCCGGGAGAAGGUGCUGGUGAUUGGGUGCGGGAACUCGGAGCUAAGUGAGCAGCUGUAUGAUGUGGGCUAUUUGGAUAUAGUGAACAUUGACAUCAGUGAGGUGGUCAUCAAGCAAAUGAAGGAACGCAAUGCCAGCCGACGGCCCCAGAUGAGCUUCUUGAAGAUGGACAUGACACAGAUGGAGUUUCCUGAUGCUUCGUUCCAGGUGGUGUUGGACAAGGGCACCCUGGACGCUGUCCUGACAGACGAGGAGGAGAAGACCCUGCACCAAGUGGACAGGAUGCUGGCUGAGGUUGGCCGUGUCCUGCAGGUGGGCGGUCGCUACCUCUGCAUCUCCCUGGCUCAGGCUCACAUCCUGAAGAAAGCAGUGGGUCACUUCUCUCGGGAGGGGUGGAUGGUGAGGGUACACCAGGUGUCCAGCAGCCAGGACCGGGUACUGGAUGCAGAGCCUCGGUUCUCUCUACCUGUCUUUGCCUUCAUCGUGACCAAGUUCAGGCCAGUCCCUGGCUCUGCCCUUCAGAUCUUUGAGCUGUGUGCUCAGGAGCAGGGCAAGCCUGUGCGGCUGGAGAGUGCCGAGCGGCUGGCUGAGGCGGUGCGUGAGCGGCAGCAGUAUGCCUGGCUGUGCAGCCAGCUGUACCGCAAGGCCGGGCUGGGGAAUGUAUCUCUGGACUUGUGCGAUGGGGACACGGGGGAGCCACGCUACACCCUCCACGUGGUGGACAACCCCACUGUGAAACCAUCGCGGGACAAUCAUUUUGCCAUUUUCAUCAUCCCCCAGGGUCGUGAGACCGAGUGGCUCUUUGGCAUGGAAGAGGGUCGGAAGCAGCUGGCGGCCAGUGCAGGCUUCAGGAGGCUGAUCACAGUGGCCCUCCACCGGGGCCAGCGGUACGAAGGCAUGGACAGCAUCCAGGCCGAGCUGUCAGCCAGAGUCAUGGAGUUGGCUCCUGCUGGGAUGCCCGCCCAGCAGCAGGUGCCCUUUCUGUCUGUGGGUGGGGACAUCGGGGUCCGGACCGUUCAGCACCAAGGCUGCAGUCCCUUGAGUGGCAGCUACGUGGUCGAGGAUGUGCAGGGGGAUGACAAGCACUACUUCCGGCGGCUCAUCUUCCUCAGCAACAGGAAUGUGGUGCAGUCUGAAGCCAGGUUGCUGAAGGAUGUGUCUCACAGAGCCCAGAAGAAACGGAAGAAGGACAGGAAGAAGCCGCGGGCUGAUGACACUCCAGAGGACCUCCCUGCAGCCCCAGGGCGGCCCGUUGACAAGACUUACCUGUGCUGUGAGCACCACAAAGCAAUGAUUGCUGGCCUUGCCCUGCUCAGAAACCCGGAGCUGCUCCUAGGUGAGGGGGACUCCGGUGCCCUCCACAGGCGGGGGUGUGGACGAUUACAGCUGUCUUGUGGGAGCACAGCAUUGACAGACCAACAAAUCCACAUAGAUCCGUAGUUUUCUCCUUCCCAGUGUUCUUCUAAGUUAAUAAAUGGCCAGUAGCUCUUC